Messenger RNA from Leucoraja erinaceus (little skate), 2209 nucleotides. It is a transcript of the gene dcaf12, whose product is annotated as DDB1 and CUL4 associated factor 12. The transcript has 11 exons. The record is from RefSeq and is a predicted model, not a curated record. NCBI's taxonomy places the organism in Eukaryota, Metazoa, Chordata, Chondrichthyes, Rajiformes, Rajidae. The coding region runs from base 234 to 1856 and encodes 540 amino acids. Gene Ontology annotation, molecular function: protein binding. Gene Ontology annotation, cellular component: Cul4-RING E3 ubiquitin ligase complex.
UCCUAUCGCCAAUCUGCUUUGGAAGUUGCAGAUUGGUAAAACAGUUCAAAGGCAUAAGAAAAAUGCAGAUGUUGAGAUCUUGAACAGGGGACUUUGCUGGACAAGCUUAGUGGAUCAGGCAGCAUGUUUGGAGGAAAAUAGUUGAUGUUUUGGGUCGGGACCCUUCAAGACUGGAGUAGAGGGGAGAUAGCUGGUAGAAAGAGGCAGUCCCAUUUGUAUGGGACUGGAGUUGCAUGCAAGCCAUAUUGGGAACUGAUGCACUACAAUGCCGGAUCAGUUCAUUCCAAAGAGGAAGAAAGAUUCUAAGGGGGCGACCGUGGCUGACAAGGGAAGUCAAGGACAGUGUAAAAAUAAAAGAGAAGAAGUAUAACAUAGCAAAGAUGAGUGGUAAGCCAGAGGAUUGGGAAACUUUUAAAGAGCAACAGAAGAUAACUAAAAAGGCGAUGCGGGGAGAAAAGAUGAGGUACGAAGAGCUCCACAACCAGUGUCACCUGCACAAGAAAUUCCUUCUCCCUUCAGGCGGCUCUGGAGUCCUGUGUUUACACAAUUCAACGUGCAGCCAGGAUCAAACACUCUGUAAGAAGAAGAAGCUACCGCUUGUGAAGAAGUCCUUUGUCUGUUACCUCGCAGGUCAACAGAUUAAGCUUCGGAAUGAGCAGAGCUACCAUCAAGCACUGCGUGGCUAUGCAGCUCACAGACUACCUGCCCUUUUGAAGGAGGAAGAAUUCCAAUUCGGAACCUUGAACAAGGUGUUUGCAUCCCAGUGGCUGAACCAUCGGCAAGUAGUGUGUGGGACAAAAUGCAAUACGCUAUUGGUGGUGGAUGUUAUGACUGGACAGAUAACAAAAAUUCCCAUGCUGAAGGACCAAGAACAGCCCAGUGCCAUCGUAGACCAACAAGGUUGUGGUAUUCAUGCCAUUGAAUUGAACCCUUCUCGUACCUUAUUAGCAACUGGAGGAGACAACCCAAACAGCAUUGCUGUUUAUCGACUGCCAACUCUGGACCCUGUUUGUGUGGGAGAUGAUGGACACAAAGACUGGAUUUUUUCAAUUGCAUGGGUUAGUGACACAAUGGCAGUUUCUGGUUCCAGGGAUGGCUCUAUGGGCCUAUGGGAAGUAACUGAAGAAGUACUAAGCCAAACCGACAUAAGUAUGGAUCCCACACAAGUCCCAAGUUACACCCACAUAACACACAAAGCUUUGAAGGAUAUUCCCAAAGAAUACACAAAUCCUUAUAACUGCAAAGUGCGUGCUUUGGCCUUUAACAAUAACAGCAAGGAGCUUGGUGCAGUAUCUCUUGAUGGUUACUUUCAUUUAUGGAAAGCAGAAGAAAACUUGACAAAGUUGCUGUCCACCAAGUUACCUCAUUGUCGUGAAAAUGUUUGCUUAGCAUAUGGACAAGAAUGGUCUGUAUAUGCUGUGGGGUCCCAAGCGCAUGUUUCUUUCCUUGAUCCAAGACAACCACAAAGCUAUGUAAAAUCAGUCAGUUCGAGGGAACGGGGCAGUGGUAUUCGAUCUGUAAGCUUCUAUGAACACAUCAUAACAGUCGGAACUGGACAAGGCUCUCUACUUUUCUAUGACAUCAGAGCUCAGAAGUUUAUGGAAAGGCUUUCUUCUAUAACAAACUACAACAGUGAAAAGCUGAAACCCAAGUCUGGUGAAGAGAUUUUAAAAUUAACAUCAGGGAAGGGUUGGUUGAAUCACGAUGAAACAUGGAGGAAUUACUUUUCAGACAUCGAUCACUUCCCGAAUGCAGUCUAUACACAUUGUUAUGACUCCUCUGGAACAAAACUUUUUGUUGCAGGGGGUCCCCUGCCAUCAGGUCUUCAUGGAAAUUAUGCAGGCCUGUGGAGCUAACAACCCCUUGCCAUGUACUGUAUUUGCAGAUCCGUUGCAUUUUAUUUCUUGGGUUUCACAUUACAGUAAUCCUUCCAAUGUUUUGAAUAUUGUGUGAAAUACACAAUAUUUCUGUUUCAACUCUACAACUGUCUUUUAUUUCUUUUAAUUUGUGUCAGUGCUUCAGUUUUUCCAUUUCCUUCCUGAUGUAAGUUUCUUAUUGAAAAUGUAUGUAGGUUUAAACUGGUUCACUACUGAUAGUGAGAUAGGGUCCAUUAAUUAAUGCGUGACCACUACCAGAUUUUCUGUGAAAGUUUGGAGGGGUGUAAUGUGUGUAAAGGUACUUUGUGUCAAUUAAAUACGAAAAAACUUAA